This is a messenger RNA of Letharia columbiana, 210 nucleotides long. RefSeq lists its product as uncharacterized. The record is from RefSeq and is a predicted model, not a curated record. Bases 1 to 210 code for a protein of 69 amino acids. NCBI's taxonomy places the organism in Eukaryota, Fungi, Ascomycota, Lecanoromycetes, Lecanorales, Parmeliaceae. The transcript has a single exon.
AUGGUCUCCGAUCCUUGGGAAGACGCUCAGGAGACUGAGAAGCUGGAAGACUGCGAAGACCGCGAAGACGGCGGAGAAGGAGAAGACGGCGAAACCUGCGAAGAAGAAGCCGACCGUGAAGACUGCGGAGACUGUGGGUCUGAAGGAGGCGGUGUAGGUGGAAACGGCUUCUGUGGAUAUUCUGUCCCGAUCUCACCGCCAGUGGAUUGA